AAAGCAACGACAUGCCUGCCAGGAAUACUGCGAGAAUAACAAUAAUGACAACUCUGGUAUAUAGAUAGGAUCAACACAGCUUGGUCGGCCGGGGACACCGGAUCCAUCUUGGCAGGUGGAGCUACGAAGACGCACGGUGCAAAAAAAAAAGGAUUCAAAUCGACGGAUCCGACAAGUGACAUUCAGUGUUGUUUCGUAUGAAGAGCAUCUCGUCCACCACUGAUCCAGGAUGCAGACGGCACCUUGGCCCAAGGGGAAGAAGAUAGUCCACCUGGAUCUGAAAGGCGCCCCUCCGAGGAUCGACUACAUCUACAGGUUGAUUGAACUGUUCGCUCAACUGGGAGCGGAUGGCUUACUGGUGGAAUACGAGGACAUGUUCCCUUACUCAGGGGAGCUGUCACUGCUGCAGGCCACAGCACACCCCGCCUAUAGUCAUGAGGAGGUCUUAUCUAUCCAGGAUGUUGCCAGGUCCAAGGGUCUGGAGGUCAUCCCCCUGGUCCAGACCUUUGGUCACAUGGAGUUUGUGCUGAAGCAGCGGUCCCUGUGGGGCCUCAGAGAGCUCAGCCAGUGCCUGGGGACCCUGAGCCCCCACGGGGAGGGGGGGCCACGGCUGGUCCUGGAGAUGCUGAGGCAGGUGGUGGAGCUGCACCCAGGCCUCAGCACCCUGCACAUCGGGGCGGACGAGGUCUACAUGCUGGGCGAGGGGGAGGAGUCUAAGCGCUGGCUGAGCACCCCUGGACGCACGGUGGAGCAGCUCUUCCUCAGUCACGUGACCAGGGUGGCCGGGGCGGUGAAGGAGGCGUGGCCUCACCUGAGCAUCGUCAUGUGGGACGACAUGCUCAGAGGGAUGAGCCACGACACUCUCAAAGCCAGUGGUCUUGUGGGCCUGAUUCAGCCCAUGCUGUGGGACUACAACCCGGGUCUGAACGUGGAGGAAACGGUGUCCCUGCUGGAGAAGUACUGCGCUGCGGGGCUCACGGACCUGUGGGCGGCCAGCGCCUUCAAGGGCGCCAGUGGUGUGCACACCAGCGUGCCCGGCACCCAGCGCCACGUCGACAACCACCUGCAGUGGCUCCGGGUGGCGGGGGCCGUCUCCCCGGGGGUCCGCCUGCUGGGCAUCGCCCUCACGGGCUGGCAGAGGUACGACCACAUGUCCGUCCUGUGUGAGCUGAUGCCGCUGGCGUUGCCCUCGCUGGCCUCCUGCCUCCAGACCCUCAUCCAGGGACACUUCGGGCCCCAGGUCCAGGCAGCCGUGACCGGGGCCCUGGACAUCUCCUCCGUUGAGAUGGAUACCUUAGACAGGACCCCCGCGGAGGACUCUCUCUUCGCCGGGCGGAGGCUCGCGGUCUCCGUCGUGGAGCUGUCCCAGCUGCUGAACUCGGAGGACGUGCGCCACUUUGAGAGCAGCAUGUAUGUGAGAGGAUGGUUCAGCCCCUACCACCGCCAGAGACGGGCCAUCAACCCCCUCAUCUGCAUGCAGAUCCAGAGCCAAGCCACCACGCUGCUGACCAUGCUGGAGGAGCGGGCGGGUGUGGCCAGGGUGGAGAUGGAGCGCCUGUACCCGGACUCCACCGCCCAGGAGUGGAUGGAGCAGCACCUCAGCCCCGUGGCCGAGCCGCUGCGCCGCAUCACAGAGGAGAUCAGCGUCUGUCUGCCGGAGAUGGUGCCGCAGCAGUGAGCGAGGUCACAAAGGCCCCCUCAUGGCCCCAGGCUGGCCCUCCUCUGGCCCCCAUGCUGCCCCCUCCACUGGCCCCCCUGCUGGCCCCAUGCUGGCCCCCCUGGCUGCAGCAUAGACGUUCUGGAGGCUGAGUUCUGCUGUGUGCCCGGGACACACUCAUGUUUUUAAGCUGCACUGGGGAAAUAGAGCAGCAUGAUUAAACAUGUUGCUCCCAUGCCCACACACGUUGAACUAAAUCGUCAUCAUUAUUAUUAUCUGCAUCAUAGUCACUAUCAUCUGCAUCAUUAUCGUCAUCUGCAUUGUCGUCAUCGGUGAAGUGAAAGGAGAUCUUUUAUUUAAAAAAACGUUUUAUUGACAGUAAAAAAUGUAAAAUCAA
Messenger RNA from Gadus morhua (Atlantic cod), 2054 nucleotides. It is a transcript of the gene hexd, whose product is annotated as hexosaminidase d. Gene Ontology annotation, molecular function: hexosaminidase activity. The transcript is spliced from 12 exons. Lineage: Eukaryota; Metazoa; Chordata; Actinopteri; Gadiformes; Gadidae. The record is from RefSeq and is a predicted model, not a curated record. Bases 230 to 1678 code for a protein of 482 amino acids. Gene Ontology annotation, biological process: carbohydrate metabolic process.